CUUCUCUCGGGCGUGUGCUUGUGGACCGCAUUUCAUCGUUCCCUGGAAUGCGGUGUGGUGACGUGGGAUUGCUACGAUAGAGAUGAUAGUGUGAUUAUACCCUCAGCAUUUCAACGAAGUGGUCAUUAGCGGAAACAAACCGUUGAAGCCGCGAGCAGGACCCAGUCCUCAAUGGUGCAAUUUUGACAGAGUCAUUCGGAGACUGACUGGCAUAUGUCGUAGGGCUCGAUAUACCUAACUUCGAAAGCCGCCUACAGUGACAAUCAAAAUGUUCAGCUGGCUGGACAACCAUGAAGAAAAGAAGAAGCAAGUGGAGGUGUACGAAACUGUAUUUGAAGGGCUGAAGAAAAUAUACAAGCAAAAGGUUUUGCCUCUGGAAGAAGCCUACCAGUUCCAUGAUUUUCACUCUCCAAAGUUAGAUGACCCGGACUUUGAUGCCAAGCCAAUCAUCAUGCUGGUAGGGCAGUAUUCAACUGGAAAGACUACCUUCAUCCGGUAUCUCCUUGAGAGGGACUUCCCUGGCAUCCGCAUAGGCCCUGAACCAACAACUGAUGGCUUCAUCGCUGUCAUGCAUGGAGACCAUGAUGGAAUAAUUCCAGGAAAUGCUCUUGUUGUGGACCCCAAGAAACCAUUCCGACCACUCUCCAAGUUUGGGAAUGCCUUCUUAAACAGGCUGCAGUGUUCAACAGUGGACUCUUCAGUUCUUCGCUCCCUGACAAUUGUGGACACGCCAGGCAUCUUGUCAGGUGAAAAGCAAAGAGUAGACAGAGGCUAUGACUUUGCAGGAGUGCUAGAGUGGUUUGCAGAGAGGGUGGACCGGAUCAUUCUGCUGUUUGAUGCACACAAGCUAGACAUCUCAGAUGAGUUCCGGAGGUCAAUUGAGGCUCUGAAAGGCCAUGACGACAAGAUCAGAAUAGUUCUGAACAAGGCUGACAUGGUGGACCAUCAGCAGCUGAUGAGAGUGUAUGGAGCCCUCAUGUGGUCACUGGGCAAGGUGAUCGCCACCCCUGAAGUGGCGCGAGUGUACAUUGGAUCAUUUUGGGACCAGCCUCUGCGAUAUGACUCAAACAGGAAACUGUUUGAAGCUGAAGCACAGGAUCUCUUCACCGAUCUGCAGUCAUUACCAAGAAAUGCUGCCCUCAGGAAGCUGAAUGACCUCAUCAAGCGUGCCAGGCUUGCAAAGGUGCAUGCCUACAUCAUCUCAGCUCUGAAGAAGGAAAUGCCUGCCAUGUUUGGCAAGGACAGCAAGAAAAAAGAGCUGAUCAAGAACCUGUCGGCGAUCUACGAGGCCGUGCAGCGGGAGCACCAGAUCAGCCCUGGCGACUUCCCCAACAUCGCCCGCAUGCAGGAGCGGCUGCUGCACGAGGACUUCAGCAAGUUCCAGCUGCUGAAGCCGCGGCUCAUCCAGAACGUGGACAAGAUGCUGGCCGAGGACAUCGCCCGACUCAUGGCCAUGAUCCCGCUGGAGGAGAAGCAGAACAUGGCGCCAAAAGACGGCGGCCAGCCGAACAGCGGCGCCGUCGUUUCAGGCGGCGCCUUCGACGGCGUGCGCAGCGUCGACACGCCGUUCGGCUUCAACAAGUGCGAGGGCGCCGACGCCGGCGCCGGCGAGACCGAGUGGGUGGUGGCGCGCGACCGGCCCAAGUACGACCCUAUCUUCUUUGGCAUGAACCCUGUGGACAACAAGGUCACCGGUGCAGCCGCCAAGGCCGAAAUGGUCAAGUCCAAGCUGCCCAACACCGUGCUGGGCAAGGUGUGGAAGCUAGCUGACCACGACAAGGACGGCAUGCUGGACGUGGAGGAGUUCGCGCUGGCCAUGCACCUGAUUAACAUCAAGCUGGACGGUCACGACCUGCCCGCGGAGCUGCCGUCUCACCUGGUGCCGCCGAGUCAGCGCGGAUUCUGAGCCGCAGGUGGCGCCGCCCCGCGGUCGCUCAGUGGCGUCAUCCUGCGGCAGUGUGAUAAACUCGCCGUCGGCGUAACAGGAAAUUGUGACGGGCGGGGCGCUGUGAGCGCGGCGCCUGGGCGCGCCGCUCGCGCAGGUCGGACGGUGGGUCUUUGACGCUGCACCGAUACUCGGUUGGUACUCUGGGUCUCCCACCAGCACGGGCGCUAUUUUUGUACAUGCUCGCCUCGUGCACACAUCGAUAUCCGCAUAUUGAUAUAUCCCAACUUUCUACGCAAACUAACCAGCGCUGCCGAGCAUCUGCCGCGAUCGUCUGCCUAACGUCGUCUCGAUCGAUCGAGUUUAUCGUCUGUCCGAAGUACGCUGCGACUAUGCCGCUGACUGCGCCGUCUCUCCGACGCUCUCUCGCGCGCUCUGUGGGUGCCUUGCCGCGUGCCAUUUCGCGGCCCGCCAGCUGGCCGCCCUGCGCGCCGGCUUCCCCGGGCGCCCCGCGCCGCUCGACCCCGUAGUAGGUGGCGUGCUGUUCGGAAGUGUUUUUGUUACGAGCCUUGGCUGCGUUUCUGCUGCGGCAACUGUAUGUGACACAGCGCACCGCAGGUACGGCGAUAGGCCGCGUCGUGCGUGAAGUCGCACGUGUUCACGAAAUUAUCCGUUAUUAUGAUGUGAGUAUCCCCUGUAUCUGCGGAGAUCGCUUAUUGUUACACGAUGCCACUGCGGCGUACAGCGGUUUCGACCCGGGUGUAUUCCAUAGUGUUAGUUUAUUUAUUUAUCCGUGGAGCGUCACAUUGGGAUAUACCAGACCUUAUUUGGACUGUUAGCAUGGGCACUCUCAGUGGGCAGGUCGCGACGUAGGCUUAGUCAUGCAAAUCGGUGGCGAGUAUGAAUACACCAAAACCACAUGCGAG
Messenger RNA from Pollicipes pollicipes, 2811 nucleotides. Its product is annotated as EH domain-containing protein 3. Gene Ontology annotation, molecular function: GTP binding; protein binding; calcium ion binding. Gene Ontology annotation, cellular component: plasma membrane; cytoplasm. The record is from RefSeq and is a predicted model, not a curated record. The transcript has 6 exons. Bases 269 to 1906 code for a protein of 545 amino acids. Gene Ontology annotation, biological process: endocytosis; endosomal transport. NCBI's taxonomy places the organism in Eukaryota, Metazoa, Arthropoda, Thecostraca, Pollicipedomorpha, Pollicipedidae.